Molecule: messenger RNA, 7479 nt
Organism: Aspergillus affinis
Lineage: Eukaryota; Fungi; Ascomycota; Eurotiomycetes; Eurotiales; Aspergillaceae
Product: Glycosyl transferase
Exons: 7
Coding region: 1-7479 (2492 amino acids)
Biological process (GO): (1->3)-beta-D-glucan biosynthetic process; fungal-type cell wall polysaccharide biosynthetic process
Cellular component (GO): plasma membrane; 1,3-beta-D-glucan synthase complex
Molecular function (GO): pyridoxal phosphate binding; 1,3-beta-D-glucan synthase activity
Source: RefSeq, a predicted model, not a curated record
AUGUCGGGCCAUCCAGGAGGAGGCCACUACGAUGAUGGCUACGGCCAUCAGGGCCAUGGCGACUCGUACUAUCAGGACGAGCAUGGCCAGGCUUAUUACGACCAUAAUGACUACGGUGAUGGCUACUAUGAUAGAGGUGGCUACUACGGCGCGGAUAACGGUGCGUACCAUCAGGAAGGCGGAUACUACGAUGCUGGUCACCACGACGACUACUACGGCGACCAGUACUACGACAAUGCCGGCCAAGGAGGUAGAGGACGAAGGGGUGAUUCGGAGGAAGACUCGGAAACCUUCAGCGAUUUCACCAUGAGGUCGGAGACCGCGCGUGCGGCAGACAUGGACUACUAUGGCCGUGGUGACGAACGCUACAACAGUUACGCCGACAGCCAGUACGGUCGUGGUUAUGGCGGCUAUCGCCCCCCCUCGUCCCAAGUCUCCUACGGUGGUAAUCGAUCGUCCGGAGCCUCAACUCCGGUCUACGGAAUGGACUAUGGGAACGCUCUGCCUGCCGGCCAGCGGUCACGAGAGCCCUAUCCCGCCUGGGCCUCGGACGCUCAGAUCCCAGUGUCCAAGGAGGAGAUCGAAGACAUCUUCAUUGACUUGGUGAACAAAUUCGGUUUCCAGAGGGACAGCAUGCGCAACAUGUACGACCAUCUCAUGACCCAGCUGGAUUCGCGUGCUUCCCGUAUGACGCCAAACCAAGCCCUCCUCUCGCUCCACGCGGACUACAUCGGUGGCGAUAACGCCAACUAUCGUCGUUGGUACUUUGCGGCUCAUCUUGAUUUGGACGAUGCCGUGGGUUUUGCGAACAUGAAGCUGGGAAAGGCGGACCGGAAGACCCGGAAAGCCCGCAAAGCAGCCCAGAAGGCUGCGGAACAGAACCCCGAAAACGUUGAUGAGACCUUGGAAGCACUGUCGGGUGAUAACAGUCUCGAGGCUGCUGAGUACAGAUGGAAGACGAGAAUGAACCGGAUGUCGCAGCAUGACAGAGUCCGCCAGCUUGCAUUGUUCUUGUGCUGCUGGGGCGAGGCCAACCAAGUCCGCUACCUCCCCGAGUGUCUCUGCUUCAUCUUCAAGUGCGCCGAUGACUACUACACCUCGCCCGAGUGCCAGAACCGAGUUGAACCCGUCGAAGAGGGGACUUACCUGAACGACAUUAUCACACCCCUCUACCAGUACUGCCGUGACCAGGGAUACGAAAUUGUUGAUGGCAAGUAUGUCAAGCGUGAACGUGACCACAACCAGAUCAUCGGAUACGAUGACAUGAACCAGCUCUUCUGGUACCCCGAGGGUAUUGAGCGUAUUGGCUUUGAGGACAAGACGCGACUGGUCGAUGUCCCGCCCGCUGAGAGAUGGCUCAAACUGAAAGAAGUCAACUGGAAGAAGGCCUUCUUCAAGACCUACAAGGAAACCCGUUCCUGGUUCCAUAUGGUCACCAACUUCAACCGUAUCUGGGUCAUUCACUUGGGUUCCUUCUGGUUUUUCACUGCCUACAACGCCCCCACUCUCUACACUCACAACUACCAGCAGCAGUUGAACAACAAACCUCCCGGUGCCUACUACUGGUCUUCUGUUGGUUUUGGUGGUGCGCUAGUUGCGUUCAUUCAGAUUUUCGCUACCAUCAUGGAGUGGAUGUACGUUCCUCGACUAUGGGCGGGUGCUCAGCAUCUAACCAAGCGUUUGAUGUUCUUGCUCCUGGUUUUCAUCAUCAACUUGGCUCCCGGUGUGUUUGUCUUCGGAUUUUCCAAGGAUGUGGAAAACAAGACCAUUCCUCUCGUGAUUGGAAUUGUCCACUUCUUUAUCGCCCUCGUCACGUUCUUCUUCUUCUCCGUCAUGCCGCUUGGUGGCUUGUUUGGUAGCUACUUGAAGAAACACGGUCGCCAAUACGUUGCCAGUCAGACUUUCACUGCAAGCUUUCCGCGCUUGACUGGAAAUGAUAUGUGGAUGUCUUAUGGUCUCUGGGUCUGCGUUUUUGGAGCUAAGCUUGCGGAAUCGUACUUCUUCUUGACGCUGUCUUUCAAGGACCCUAUUCGCAUUCUGUCCCCGAUGAAACUCCGACAGUGCGCGGGUGUCAAGUACAUCCCCAAAGACUUGUGCCAUGCCCAGCCUCAGAUCCUGCUUGGUCUCAUGUUCUUCAUGGACCUGACCCUGUUCUUCCUGGAUAGUUACCUGUGGUACAUUAUCUGCAACACUGUUUUCUCCGUGGCCAGAUCGUUCUACCUCGGUGUGUCCAUCUGGUCUCCUUGGAGAAACAUCUUCUCGCGUCUUCCGAAGCGUAUCUACUCCAAGGUCCUCGCGACUACGGAUAUGGAAAUCAAGUACAAGCCCAAGGUGCUGAUCUCUCAGGUGUGGAAUGCCAUUAUCAUCUCCAUGUACCGAGAGCAUCUGCUCGCCAUCGACCAUGUCCAGAAGUUGCUGUACCACCAGGUGCCAUCUGAGCAAGAGGGCAAGCGUACCCUACGUGCGCCCACCUUCUUCGUUUCCCAGGAGGAUCAAUCCUUCAAGACCGAAUUUUUCCCCCGUGGCAGUGAAGCUGAGCGACGUAUCUCCUUCUUUGCGCAGUCUCUCUCGACCCCCAUGCCUGAGCCUCUUCCGGUCGACAACAUGCCGGCAUUCACCGUGCUGAUCCCGCACUACAGCGAGAAGAUUCUCUUGUCGCUCCGUGAGAUUAUCCGUGAGGACGAGCCUUACUCCCGUGUCACGCUUCUGGAAUACCUCAAACAGCUCCACCCUCACGAGUGGGACUGCUUCGUCAAGGACACCAAGAUUCUUGCUGACGAGACUUCCCAAUUUAACGGAGAAAACGAAAAGAGCGAGAAGGAUGUUGCCAAGAGCAAGAUUGAUGACUUGCCCUUCUAUUGCAUUGGUUUCAAAUCGGCUGCCCCUGAGUAUACCCUGCGUACCCGAAUCUGGUCUUCCCUGCGCUCGCAGACUCUGUACAGAACCGUUUCUGGCUUUAUGAACUACAGCCGCGCCAUCAAGCUUCUGUACCGUGUCGAAAACCCUGAAGUUGUUCAGAUGUUCGGUGGCAACUCCGAAAAGCUUGAACGGGAAUUGGAAAGAAUGGCUCGCCGCAAAUUCAAGAUCUGUGUUUCCAUGCAGCGGUACGCCAAGUUCAACAAAGAGGAGCGUGAAAACACUGAGUUCCUCCUCCGCGCUUAUCCUGAUCUCCAGAUUGCCUACCUCGACGAAGAACCUCCUGUCAACGAGGGCGAGGAGCCUCGCUUGUACUCGGCCCUGAUUGAUGGUCACUGUGAGCUUCUUGACAACGGAAUGCGCAAACCCAAAUUCAGGAUUCAGCUCUCUGGAAACCCCAUUUUGGGAGACGGAAAAUCGGACAACCAGAACCACUCGAUCAUUUUCUACCGUGGUGAAUACAUUCAGGUCAUUGAUGCUAAUCAGGACAACUACCUCGAAGAAUGCUUGAAGAUCCGUAGCGUUCUUGCUGAGUUUGAGGAAUUGACCACGGACAACGUCUCGCCUUACACCCCCGGAAUUCCCUCUGUCAACACGAACCCGGUUGCCAUUCUCGGUGCCCGUGAAUACAUUUUCUCCGAGAGCGUUGGUGUUCUUGGUGAUGUCGCUGCCAGUAAGGAACAAACAUUCGGUACUCUGUUCGCUCGUACGCUUGCCCAGAUUGGUGGAAAGUUGCACUAUGGUCACCCUGAUUUCCUGAACGGUAUUUUCAUGUGUACUCGAGGUGGUAUUUCCAAGGCCCAGAAAGGUCUUCACCUUAACGAAGAUAUCUACGCUGGUAUGAUGGCUCUGACCCGUGGCGGACGCAUCAAGCACUGCGAAUACUUCCAGUGUGGUAAGGGUCGUGAUCUUGGUUUUGGCUCUAUUCUGAACUUCACCACGAAGAUUGGUACUGGUAUGGGUGAGCAGAUGCUGUCAAGAGAAUACUAUUACCUCGGCACUCAACUUCCCCUUGAUCGGUUCUUGUCUUUCUACUAUGCUCACCCUGGUUUCCAUCUUAACAACAUGUUCAUUAUGUUGUCCGUGCAGAUGUUCAUGAUUGUCCUGGUCAACCUUGGUGCCCUGAAACAUGAGACCAUCACUUGCAACUACAACCCCGAUGUCCCAAUCACUGAUCCUCUGCGCCCAACCUUCUGUGCGAACCUUACUCCCAUCAUGGAUUGGGUCAACCGUUGCGUCAUUUCCAUCUUCAUCGUGUUCUUCAUCUCCUUCGUUCCCUUGGCCGUCCAGGAAUUGACGGAGAGAGGAGUGUGGCGUAUGGCCAUGCGUUUGGCUAAGCAUUUUGGCUCUUUCUCCUUCAUGUUCGAGGUGUUUGUCUGCCAGAUCUAUGCCAACGCUGUGCACCAGAACUUGUCUUUCGGAGGUGCCCGCUACAUCGGUACCGGACGUGGUUUCGCCACUGCUCGUAUUCCGUUUGGUGUGCUGUAUUCGCGUUUUGCUGGUCCCUCGAUCUAUGCCGGCGCUCGGUCUCUGCUCAUGCUGCUUUUCUCAACCUCUACCGUGUGGUCGGCAGCUCUGAUUUGGUUCUGGGUGUCGCUACUUGCCUUGAUUAUCUCGCCAUUCCUGUUCAACCCUCACCAGUUUGCUUGGAACGACUUCUUCAUUGACUACCGCGACUAUCUGCGCUGGCUCUCCCGUGGUAAUUCGCGCUCCCAUGCGUCUUCAUGGAUUGCCUUCUGCCGUCUGUCUCGUACUCGCAUCACGGGUUACAAACGCAAGCUUCUUGGUGUUCCCUCAGAGAAGGGUUCCGGUGAUGUUCCCAGAGCUCGCAUCACCAACAUCUUCUUCAGCGAGAUCGUGGCGCCUCUGGUUUAUGUUGCGGUCACUCUUGUUCCUUUCCUUUACAUCAACUCUAGAACCGGUGUCACCGACGACCCAAAGCUAGCAUACAACGCUCUUAUCCGUAUCGGAAUCGUUGCACUGGGACCUAUCGGUGUCAAUGCUGGUGUUGCUGGUGCGUUCUUCGGCAUGGCCUGCUGUAUGGGUCCGAUUUUCAGCAUGUGCUGUAAGAAAUUUGGUGCUGUUCUUGCUGCAAUUGCGCACGCCAUUGCCGUUAUUGUGCUGCUCAUCAUCUUCGAAGUCAUGUUCUUCCUGGAGCAUUGGUCGUGGCCCCGCUGUGUCAUGGGCAUGAUUGCCAUGGCCGCCAUUCAGCGUUUCAUCUACAAGCUUAUCAUUGCCUUGACGUUGACCCGAGAGUUCAAGAACGAUCAGUCCAACAUCGCUUGGUGGACCGGUAAAUGGUACAACAUGGGUUGGCAUUCGAUGACCCAGCCUGGCCGUGAAUUCCUCUGUAAGAUCACGGAACUGGGUUAUUUCGCCGGAGACUUCGUCUUGGGCCAUCUGAUCUUGUUCAUCAUGCUGCCCGCUAUCUGCAUCCCCUAUGUUGACAAGUUCCACUCCAUCAUUCUCUUCUGGCUGCGCCCUAGUCGUCAAAUUCGCCCGCCCAUUUACUCCUUGAAGCAGUCCAAGCUCCGAAAGAGAAGAGUGGUUCGUUUCGCCAUCAUGUACUUCGCCAUGUUCGUCCUGUUCCUUGUGCUUCUUAUUGCGCCGCUUGUCGUUCGCAACAUGGACAUCAUUACAGACAAGAUGAUGAAGGAUUUCCCGGAACAAUUACUACAACCUUUGGACGCCGGUAAAGCCAAGAACGACACUACUAGCCUCUACACUGGUAGCGGCUUGCCAAACGGAAAAAUCCUACUGUACUCCGUAGGAAGCCAGUGUAAGCCUAAGGCCUCCAGCCAUGAAGACGGCUGCCUGACGGGGAUGCCUGGGUCACGUGCGGGCCGUGAUCACGGGCGGGAAAUGCGAGGCUCAGCGGCCGCGACGGUCGAGACUCCCUUCACUUUUUGUCUGCAUCCGGGAAACACAUUUCGUGGCUUUGACAACCACAAGACAAUAGGUACUCAAUACUCGGAUACGUUGCCCGAGCGUUCUGAGCCUGCGCUUUCCUCCUGCGCUUCGAGCGCGCUCAUCCCCGCCCCUACCGUCAUGGAUAUCCAGGAGACCCAGCGGCUCCUUUCGGAGUACCUCCAUGAACUCGCAAACUUGUUUCACCGGGUCCCCGGCUCGGCAAUCUUCCUGCGAUAUGUAAAGUCUAGCUACCAAGAUGACCCUAUCCGAUCUGCUGUCGAAUUGUUCCUCUUCUUGUUCGCGGUCCGAUAUCUGCUUGCCCCAAAGUACUCAACCAAGCCCGGCGUGGUUCAGCUGUCGGAGGACGAAAUCGAUGAUCUCGUGGAUGAAUGGACCCCUGAGCCGCUCGUCGCGAAGCCGACUGCCCUGGAGCAGAUGGAGGUGGAUAAGAGAACUGUGAUUGUUGGUCCCGUUGGCCCCAAAUCGAAAUUGAGCAAUGGCCGAACCGUUGCCAACCUUGCCUCUUACAAUUUCUACAAUUUCAAUACGAAUGAGUCUUUGAAAGAAAAAGCCAUCCAGACUCUCCGCAACUACGGUGUUGGUCCCUGCGGUCCUCGCGGUUUCUACGGCACUCAAGAUGUCCACAUGAAGACGGAGGCAGACGUCGCGUCGUUCCUUGGCACUGCGUCUUGUAUCAUCUACGCGCAGGCCUUCUCGACCAUUUCGAGUGUCAUCCCGGCGUUUUCGAAGCGUGGAGAUAUCAUUGUUGCCGAUAAGGGGGUCAGCUUCGCCAUCCGGAAGGGUAUCCAGAUCUCGCGUAGCAUGGUCCGCUGGUACGAACAUAACGACAUGGAAGAUUUGGAAAGAGUGUUGGCCAAAGUCACCAAGGAACAAGCCCGGAAACCGCUUACGAGACGAUUCAUCAUCACGGAAGGCGUUUUUGAAUCGUACGGCGAUAUGACUGAUUUGCCCAAGAUCAUUGAAUUGAAACUCAAAUACAAGUUCCGACUCAUCCUGGACGAGUCGUGGUCAUUCGGUGUCCUCGGAAGAACCGGCCGUGGUAUCACCGAGCACCAGAAUGUCGAUGCGGCUGAAGUUGAUAUGAUCGUGGGCUCGCUGGCCGGCCCAUUGGUCGCAGGAGGUGGCUUUUGUGCUGGCUCCGAAGAGAUCGUCCACCAUCAGCGAAUCUCGGCCGCCGCAUACACCUUCUCUGCUGCACUGCCCGCCCUGUUGUCCACAACAGCCAGUGCCACGAUCAAUCUCCUUCAGACCAACCCCGAAACAGUCUCGCAAUUGCGAGAGCAUACCAAGGCCAUGUGGGCUCAGCUGGACCCCCGCAGUGAGUGGGUGUAUUGCGUUAGUGCGCCAGAGAACCCGAUUAUGAUCUUGGUCAUCAAGCCCGAGGUAGUCUCGGCCAAGCGACUGUCGGUUGAGGAUCAGCAGUUCUUGCUGCAGGAUGUGGUUGAUGAGUGCCUCGCAAAUGGUGUCCUGAUUACUCGCCUGAAGACUCUUCAGGACAAUUUCGAACCGAAGCAAGUCGUUUCGCCGGGAUUGAAAGUAUGCGUCACGAUCGGCUUGACGAGGAAAGAAAUCGAAAAAGCCGGAACCACAAUCCGCCAUGCGAUCACGAAGGUUCUGAGCAAAAGAAAGUAA